Dufourea novaeangliae is the source of this 2687-nucleotide messenger RNA. RefSeq names its product ankyrin repeat and zinc finger domain-containing protein 1-like. Gene Ontology annotation, molecular function: protein binding. The transcript is spliced from 12 exons. The record is from RefSeq and is a predicted model, not a curated record. Lineage: Eukaryota; Metazoa; Arthropoda; Insecta; Hymenoptera; Halictidae. The coding region runs from base 27 to 2384 and encodes 785 amino acids.
UAUAAAUUUUUGAUACGUGACGAACGAUGGAUCAUCAAAUGUUCAAAAUAUACAAUCAGGAAGACUUCAAUAGGAUCACAAGGGGUAUCAAAGUUGCACAAUGCAUGCAAUCGCGGUCGUCAUCCGUUUCAGAAACUGAAAAAGUACUGAGUCAACUCGACGAGUUAGUUGUAUCAGAUUCAUUGAGCUGUUCAUUUUGCAAUACUUUAUUUGAAAAUAAAGCACAGCAGAGACUUCAUUAUAAAUUAGAUUGGCACAGAUAUAAUUUAAAGCGGCGCUUGAACGGAUUGAAACCUGUUAAUGAGGAUAAAUUUAAUCUCUUAGCUGAUGAAGGUGAUGUUUCAAGCUUGUCUGGGAGUGAUAUAGAGUCUGAUAAUGAAGAUGACAUCGAUGUCUCUGAUGCGGGAGGUUCAGCUAAUGGACAUUAUGAGAGUAAAAACAGUAUUAGCAAGAAUAAAAAAGUAGAGAAAAAAGGAAGGGGUGUAGAAUCAAUUUCCGACAGCUCUGAUACAGAAUGUUCUGACGAAACUGUAAAAGAGAAGAAACUUGAAGCAUUAUUGGCUAUAGCAAGUCGUCAUUCCAAAGUUUUCUUUGAGAAUGACGAUGGAUAUAUAUUUAGUAUAUAUAGGUGUUUGCUACAUAAUAAGAAGGAAAUUCCUGAGGUAGACAAUGAGAUGAUCACUCAAGCAUUAGACAGUGGGAGAAAGACGACAUGGACUGUUAUCAUGAUUGGUGGUGGACACUUUGCUGCAGCUGUGUUUCAAGAUGGCGAAUCUGUAGUACACAAAACAUUUCAUUCCUACACUGUGAGGGCAAAGCAAGGAUUUGCCCAAACUUCACGUACAACAACUAAUCAUGCAAAGAGCGUUGGAGCUAGCUUGCGUCGUUAUAACGCAGCAUCUCUACUUCAGCAUGUACAAGAUAUACUUGAAUCAUGGUCAGCUCAAAUUAGUAAUUCUUCCUUGAUUCUGUACAGAGCGGUUGGACCAUACAAUCGCAGUGUAUUGUUUGGAGGGAAGAAUCCUCCUUUAGAUAAAAACGACUUGAGACUUAGACCAUUGCCGUUUCCUACUCGCAGAGCAACGUUCAGCGAAGUUAAGAGAGUGUAUGAUAUAUUGAGCACCAUGGAAAUUUAUGGUUCGGCGGCUGACUUUACAGACUCUUUUCCUAUUUCACCGCGUCAGCCGCUUAGGAAAAGAGUUUCAAAAGUAGAUAUGCUUAUUGAAGAAGUGACGAAUGAAGAAGAAAAUAACGAGUGCGAUUCUAAUACUGCCAGUAAUGUACGUAAUCCUCAAGAUAACGAUAAAAGCAAGACUCCCGCACAAAAUUCUCCAGAAAGGCAACAUAAAAAUUCCCGAUCUCACAUAGAUAGGGCGAAACCAAGAAAGAGUCCAUGUAGACCUUUACCUGAUAUUGUCGCCAAGUUAGCACAGUCAUCUUCCGAGUCAGAACUAGACAGCCAAUUAGGUAACCCCAAUAUCCCACUGGAUAGUUGUCUGAUUGAGCAGGAAUUAGAAGUAGACUUUCGUGAAAAUUUACUUGCUUUUCAAGACACUGUGCCUAGAUAUAUGAAAAACAAGAAGUUCCGCCGACAAAGGAAGAGACCGAAGAAAGAUGACAACACAAUGAAUGAAAUCUUAGCUAAUGCUAAAACAAAAUUAUGGUCUGCGUGUAAAUUGGGUGACAAUGAAUUAUUGUCGACUUGUAUCGGUACUUUAUUAUCAGAAGUAGAAAAGGUUACGGAAAUGGAGGAACAGAUUGCAGAAGAAGCAGCUGCUGAAGACAACGCAAUUAUAAGUACGGAGGAUAUAACAAAAUUAGUGAACGAUUUUAACGAGGACGGAAAUACGAUGUUGCAUUUGGCGGCUAUUGGUGGACAUCUAAAGCUAGUGUGGCAAUUAUUGGAGAUUGGGUCGGAUCCAUGCAAUAAAAAUAAGAAGCUGCAAACACCAUACGCGGCUGCAAACGAUAAGGAAACAAGAAAUACUUUUAGGAGGUUCAUGGGUGCCAAUCCUGAUAAGUUCAAUUACUCUAAGUCUCAAAUACCCGGACCACUUACUGACGAAAUAGAACAAGGAGAAUUAGAAAGGAAGAGACAACAGAGAAAAGUGAAGCGAGAAAAAGAGAGAGUGAAGAAAAAAGAAUUUGAGCUUAAGAAGCAAGAGGAAGACGCGAAACAAAGAUUCCUUAGUCUCAGUGAUCGAGAAAAGAGAGCAUUAGCUGCCGAGCAGCGUAUUCUAAAGCAGGGCUGUACGAUGAUUUCACGAUGUUUCCAAUGUGCUGUGAAUAUGGCUGGUCAGGUGCCAUUCGAGUAUAAUUUCAAUCGCUUCUGCUCCAUGCCGUGCUUAAAGGAGCAUCGUCUUCGCAACAAAGUUGCUACUUGAUGGCAUGUUUAUCUUUAACACCACGAUUGUCUUAUAACUUUGCCAGCUAGCCUGAUCUGUCCAUUGUGUACAAAUUGUGUUAGCUGUGUAAUUUUUACGAGUUUAGAUAUAAUUGUACAAGUCGAUAAAAUAACUUCGCAGAAUAAUCAAAUCGGUAAUAUUGGUAAUGAAAUAUAUGCACUUCAAAGAAUCCUGCAGAACAAGAAUAUCUUAAUAUAUCAUCACUUUCGUUUCCGUUGUUGUUUCUGACUGUGAAGGAAACUGAGAUGCAGGUACUAUUUCGGUUUUAAAUGAAAAACUAAU